Messenger RNA from Clarias gariepinus (North African catfish), 4173 nucleotides. It is a transcript of the gene plppr4a, whose product is annotated as phospholipid phosphatase related 4a. The transcript has 7 exons. The record is from RefSeq and is a predicted model, not a curated record. Gene Ontology annotation, molecular function: phosphatidate phosphatase activity. Lineage: Eukaryota; Metazoa; Chordata; Actinopteri; Siluriformes; Clariidae. Gene Ontology annotation, biological process: phospholipid dephosphorylation; signal transduction; axonogenesis. Bases 224 to 2494 code for a protein of 756 amino acids.
GAACGUUCGCGCUUAUUAAAGGAUGCUGCAUGGGGUCACGGCGCUGCAGUGGCUCUGCUUCCUCUCAUUCCCACCCUGAGCAUGGGCAACUAAAUCAGGACUGAGAAAAAGGGACUAAACAAGAACAUCAAAGGGGGAGUUCUUCAUUCAUCUCCAUUAACAACAACAACAGCAAAUAUAUAUAAAUAUAUUCCAACAGGAGACACUCAGUGGCAGCUUCAUCAUGUCGGCCAAAGAGAGACUUAAAGCCAGCAUGAGCAAAGAGAGCGUCACUCUGCUGCCCUGCUUCUACUUUGUGGAGCUCCCGAUCCUCGCCUCCUCAGUGGUCAGCCUGUACUUUUUGGAGCUGACUGACAUUUUCAAGCCUGUGCACUCAGGCUACAGCUGCAAUGACCGGAGCCUGAGCAUGCCCUACAUCGAUCCCAACAAGGAGGUUGUCCCGUUCCUCAUGCUCUUCAGCCUGGCGUUCGUAAUUCCAGCAGCCACGAUUAUGAUUGGAGAAGGCAUCCUGUACUGCUUCCAGGUCAAAAGAAGGAUCAACAUAAAAACCGAAGCCAACAUAAACGCCGCUGGUUGUAACUUUAAUUCCUACAUCCGCCGGGCGGUGAGGUUCGUAGGUGUCCACAUCUUUGGUCUGUGCAUCACAGCCCUCAUCACAGACAUCAUCCAGCUGUCCACAGGCUAUCACGCUCCCUACUUCUUGACAGUAUGUAAGCCCAACUACACCAUCCUCAACACCACCUGUGAUGAUAAUUCCUUCAUCGUGGAGGACAUUUGCUCAGGCUCUGACUCAGCAGCCAUCAAUGCUGGAAGGAAGUCAUUUCCAUCGCAACAUGCCACCUUGGCCGCCUUCGCUGCAGUGUAUGUCUCAAUGUACUUCAAUGCCACCUUAACUGACUCCUCCAAACUACUCAAGCCCCUACUGGUCUUUUCCUUCAUCAUGUGUGCAGUCAUCUGUGGUCUAACUCGCAUCAUCCAGUUCAAAAACCAUGCCAUGGAUGUUUACAGUGGCUUCCUCAUUGGAGGAAGUAUUGCUGUCUACUUGGGUCUGUAUGCAGUGGGUAACUUUAAACCCAGCGAGGACACAUCUCUCCGCCAGAGACCACGUCCACAGCAACGUCCUCAACCCCCACCCAUGCAGAUUCCGCCCCAGCCUCAGCCGAUCAUGGCUCCUCCUCCCCUCCGUGAGCCCUUGCGUCCUCUCCCCAACCUUAAUACAGAGCCCCCACGCCUCCUCCAGGCCAAGAGUCUGAGUGUAAGGGAGCGCCCAACUUCAGCUCGUUCGGAAAGCAUCCUGCUUAGAGGACCUCAUCGUGACUCUUCCUACAGCCUCAAGAGGGCCAGCACUGAGCUGGAAUGUAUCACAGCAGCUAGCCUGUGCCAGGAUAGCAUGGUGACCUUUAGCAACACGCUGCCUCGUUCACACUCUAUAGGUGCGGAUGAACCAAUACCACGACGCCACGCUGCCAUCCAUGCUUCCAUGGACUCCACAAGAUCUAAGCAAUUGCUCUCACAAUGGAAGAGCAAGAAUGAGAACCGCAAACUUUCUUUCCAGGCUGGAGAGGGUCCUGAUGGGGGCAUGGAAGUACGCUGCAGCUCUGAACCCACUGCCAUGGGUCUGGACGGGCCACCUGGACAGUAUAUGAAAAUGGCUGCCAGCGUCGUGCCGUUGCCAAACCACAAUGGUGGAGGUGGCGGUGGAGCCAGGGUGUCCAUCCAGUCACGGCCAGGCUCAUCACAGCUAGUUCACAUUCCUGAGGAGACACAAGAGAAUGCAUGCUCAUCUCUGCAGGAGGACAGUGAGGAAAUAAGUGAUGGUGGUGGAGGAAUGGUCGAAAACGCGAGGUCAAAAUGGAUGAAGAUGGCGGAGAAGAGCGCACCCUGCAGGACUAACAAUCAGCCACGGAUAAUGCAGGUGAUCGCCAUGUCUAAACAGCAGGGCAUGAUUCACGGAAGCCCCAAGAGUGAGGGCAGUGCUGUCAGCCGCACAGGAUCCUUCCGUUACAAGGCACUGACAGAGCAGGACUCUGGAAUAGGCAUUGUACAUGUCGAUGCGCACCCUGAAAACAGAUCCAAUUCAGAUGCCGGUGGCUCCUGGAGGUGGAAGCCACCACCAGAGCGCGUCAGCAUGCGCCAAUGCUUCGAGCUCAACGAUCUCAACAGGAACUCCGAGAGCUGUGAUUCGCUUAAGGACGGCUCUGUUCCUGACAUAAGCAACCCUCAUCAUCCACACUUUCACCAUCACCAUUUUCACCACCCGCACCAACACCCACAGGCCAUCACCACCAUUCGAGUGACACCUGUGGAGUCGGGCAGUGAAGCUGAGGCUGCCUCUGAAACGCUCUCUCUUGCCUCCAGCCGUGACUCCACCCUGCGCCGCAAAAACGUCAUCCUGCUACCUGACCGAGGCCCGAGUCCAGACAAUGCCAGGAAUCUGCCGCACUUUUUCAAAGGAUCCCCUACGCCUCCUCCCACUGUGACGUUUAAAGAGUGAACUCAAGCUCGUUCCAUCAUUUUGUUCCGGAGUGGCCUUGCUCUCUUACCUGACUCACAGUUCUCUAGAAGGACAAACCGGAGUCACACUGGAUAUACAGUAUAUUCCCUUUUCACCUGCACUGGCUCCCUCCAAAUUUGUAAGGUGGCGUUAUGUAUUUUCAGAUUUUUUGUGAUGUACUAUGACAUUGAAAAAGCACAAAUGUUCUUUUUUUUUGGUGACUCUUUCGCAAGAGUGGUUUUGUGGUUUGACCAAUUACACUUUUUAUAAUGAUUGAUGCUAUGAUAAAUGAGGAAAUGUUUUGUCACAGAUAGUGUUCACUACCUAGCCAGUGCUUUUUUUUUUAAACUCUGAUAGUGUUUAAAGGAUAAGUGUGUUGUCUUACAUGGCAACACGUGGGUGCUUUUUGAAAAGUAGUUUCAUACCUUAUCCAUUGUGUUGGUAUAUUUUUCUAAGUGUAAACAUUUUUAAUGGAACACAUGAUUCAACAUCAUUAUUACACCACUGCUAAUGGCUAAUAAUUAUCCUGCAUCGUGUUAGCCAUUCUGUGUUCAGUGAGGGACGAGGUCAAUGCUUUUUGACUGCACUGAGAAAGGGCUUGCCUUAAAGCAGGUGUCGUAGUGCUGUAGAUGAGUUUCAGGCACAUUUCAUUUUAACCGUGGAUUUAACUACAUUGUCAAUACAUUCACAGUAGGACUACACAUCAUAUUUUGUAAUUAAUUCAUAUUUACAUUUUUUGAUUUAUUUUUUCCAUGUUGUUUUGGAAAUCCUGGUUUGUUCCUCAGUUGUGGUUUGAGCGCAGAUGUAAAAUUGCUGUUUCUUGCUUUGGGUUAAUGUGCUGAAUAUUUUACACACGUUCGUGCUGAAUUUGUUUUCCUCUUCCCUGCUUUUUACCUGCCAUGCUGAUCCUCCUUCCCCUCUACCUACUGUACUGUAUCUAUGGGUGUUUACAAAAAAAAAAAUCCGAGCACCCUUCACAAAGACUCUGGAAGACGUGCUGGGGAUUUAAAACUCUUUGGUUGGUUUUGACACCUGAUUUUUUUAUUUAUUCAAUUUUUUUUUUCUCCAUACUGCAGGAACAUCCUUGUAAUAGUCUUUCGUCAUAGAGUGCCUCGGUGAUUUCCUGCCUGUUUUUGGCUGCAAGCGUCCAAAUGUUGUACAGUAUUUCCUUAAAAUGGUGCAAAAUUAAGAGACACCCUGGACACAUUUAGACGCUCUCCUUGAGAUGGAUUCUGUUGCUUUUUAUGGAUUUUUUUAUUUAGUUUUUUUUUUUUUUUUUACAGGUAUUACUUGCUAGCAUUUUAAAUGCAGUGUUUUGCCAGAGAAAAUACCAUAUUUUCUGGAAUUUUUAUUUGAAUGGCCAUUUCUUAGUGCUGAACAGUACUACAACUGUAGACAGGGUAGUUUCCAACCAUAAAAUUGCCACUAACACACCAUUAACGAUCCGUGAGUCAUGCAUCUGUGUAAACAUUUAUUUUGUCAUCUGUAAGCUUAUUUAGCUCGUGAAAACGGCAGCAGGAACAUUUUGAGAAAAUGAUCCAAAACAUAAAAAGGAUUUAGCUUUACUAGAUGAAAUCAGCAUUAUAAUAACAACUCUUUACGCACUAUAAAAGACAACCGCAAACUUCUUCAAACUCAUUUUGUGUUUAAUAGAAGGAAAAGACAGAAUUGUUGCAAUG